This is a messenger RNA of Chara braunii, 1638 nucleotides long. The record is from the annotation of a GenBank genome assembly. NCBI's taxonomy places the organism in Eukaryota, Viridiplantae, Streptophyta, Charophyceae, Charales, Characeae.
UAACGAGCAUGACCAGUGCGCGGAGGAAGAUGAGAAGGAGAUGAGCAGGCGAGACAAUGCAGCAGCGGGGAGAGGAGGAAAGGAGACUGGAGAUGGGAGAAGGAAGGAGGGGGGUGACAGAGGGUGACGAGGAGCCAGGGAAGGCCAGGCGGAGGUGGAGAACUGGGAGGAGGAAGGGCGACGCGGAGGAGGUGGAGGUGGAGGUGGAGACCGCGGAGUUGGCGAACUGGGACGGGGAAAGACACAACAGAGGAGGCGGCGGUGGAGUUGCCCCUUGUACGAACUUUGCCGCCGGCGUAGCCGCGGCAGGUCCGCUUGCUUAUUUAUAGUAAUGAGAAUUUUCAGGUGAAACUAACUGAUUGAAAUACACACAACACACGACCUGAAUACACCCCCCCCCUCCUCACCAUUUUGAAAGAAAAAAAAAACAAAAAAAAAACUCACCUACCCGUAGGCCAUCUAUUCAUCUAAUGGUCUCCGACUCACCGUUGAAGCAGCAGGCUGCACUGGACAUGUUGUUUCGAAAGAUAGGCAGACAGUCUUCCUCCACGUCGUGAGGAGUAGAUGUCUUCCACCGUUGCACGUCGUCAUAAAGCAGCAGAAGAUCCGCUACUAAUAGCUACUCAAGCCCGAUCAGAAAAGACAAAACGCCUCCCUAGUCUCCUCUUCUUCUCCUCCUCGGCCAUACUGACACAGCAACUUCGUCGACUCUUAAAAUAAAAAAAACAAAAAUCAAAUAAACUUUGUCGACUCCUCUGUGGACAUAAUUACGGCCAGAUGACAUCCACAGUGGGCCGUAUUUGCAGCCACAUUCAGCUAUGGACAGUCUCAGUGUGGCUAGUACGCUCUUAGACAGUCUCUGAGGCAUUCCCCCCUAAGCCUGCAUCUCCUAUCCUACCUUUUACACUCUGACAGUGUGAGCUAUUGCUCAUGUCCUACUGGUUACAGUCUGUGUGCUAAUGCUUGAAAGUUAAAGGGAGGAAAAAAGGAAACCUCCAGAACUAAGUAGACCAACUGCAGCAAAGAGGGGAAGCCGUAGUCCCCUAGACGGCCAAAAAGGGACAGCUUCAGCCAACAGUGGCGGUAGAGUCUAUGGCAAUACUUGCUACUCCAACUUUUACGGGACGGCGAAAAAGGGGCCUGUCCGACUGUCACAGCUUUGGCCACAAUGACGGAACAGUCUCAUAAGUUCGUCACUAGACUCACAACGUAAGACCGACUGCCUCAAAUUUUGAGCCAAAGAAGGGCCCCGCUGCCCCAGUGCCCAACGCUGGGUAGUAACAUUGUCACACACACAACGGAAUUCAAACUUCAAAGCUCUUAGGAGUCAGGACAACCUAUGGCAGCAACGCAGACUCGCAGAGUACAAUCUCGUAGCACCGAUCUUCACUGUACGACGUGUACGUAGCUUGCCACAUCAUGUCGGGGGACUGCCGCACUGUGACUCGUACGGCACGCAGUGACUCGUACGGAACAGCCAAAAAAAAAACAAAAAAAAAAAACAAUGCACAUUGCACUCAACGGCGUCUACCCUAAGUUGAACUCUCUGACAGACCCUGUUGAAGUAGAACGAGGUUCAACGAAGUUGAACGAACCAUCUGACAGUGUGCCAUCUGGCAACAAAAAGACUGGAAUCGA